Rhizophagus irregularis DAOM 181602=DAOM 197198 is the source of this 2280-nucleotide messenger RNA. RefSeq lists its product as uncharacterized. The record is from RefSeq and is a predicted model, not a curated record. Gene Ontology annotation, cellular component: membrane. NCBI's taxonomy places the organism in Eukaryota, Fungi, Glomeromycota, Glomeromycetes, Glomerales, Glomeraceae. Gene Ontology annotation, molecular function: D-arabinono-1,4-lactone oxidase activity; FAD binding.
CAAAAUGAAUACGAUAUCAUUAAAGUCUCAAAUUAAGACAAAAGCAGUUACCGUAAAUUUUGUUGAUGCAAUUUAUCCUUAUGUAUGCGAAUAAAGACAUUAAAAGCGAUAUUGAAUUUUUUAUGAACAAGUAUUUAUACAUACCAACAUUUCAUUUUUAAACAUUAAUUUAUUUUAUCAUGUUCUUUCAAUCUUCAAGAAUUCAUCCUCUCUUUCUCUUUUCUAAAAGUCUGAGGUUUGGUUCUCGCGCAUUUAAUAAUAGACCAUUACCCUCAAAAUCUUUAGCUCAGGAAAUUAAUGACAUUACUUUUAAGUUGAAAAAUUUAAAGUUCAUUCAGGAUUCGUCAUCUCAAAAGUAUUUGGACGAUGAUGCGUUAAAAGAUAUUCCUAGAAAGAAAGGGAUUUUUCACUUGCAGAAUGUGAAUCAUGUUAAAAAUUUGAUUGACUUUGCUCGCUCUAAAAGUGCGACAGUGCGUGUUAUGGGGGCUGGACAUUCGGUUCAGGAAGCCAUUUAUGCUCAAAACGAUAACCAUAUUCACGUAACUUUGGGAGGGGAACUUAUUAAGGUUCACAGUAUAGAUUCUAAUACUGGGUAUGUUAAUGUAGGAGCAGGAUGCAAAUUAGGAAUUGAUCCUUCUGACGAGAAUUCAUCCGAACAAACUUCUUUUAACUAUCAAGUCAAUGAGAAAGGACUUGCUCUCCCUAUUUUAGGUGGUAUGAGCCAUCAAACCAUAGCAGGUUUUCUUCAAACCUCUACCGCGGGUGGGUCUUUGAGUCAUACUAUUGGCGAUGUUUUAGAAGAAAUAGAGUUUGUCAACGGAAAAGGAGACGUUGUUACCUUAAAUAGAAAUGAAGAAGAGGAUAAGUUUAACGCUUCAGUAGUAUCUAUGGGAUUGUUUGGGAUAAUUACUAGGGCAAGUUUUAAAUUGCCUAAAAAAUAUUUAGUAGAGGGAGAAGAAUCUAAUAAAGAAUUCGAAAAAUCUUCAUUGGUGAGUCAAAAUGGACAUUAUGAAAAAUUAUUAAAUGCUCUAAGAAAUAAAGAAUAUUUUCACAUGAAUUGGUUUCCGCAAAAAGGAGUCAAACGUACUAUAGAAUGGUACGGAAAACAAGUUAGUCAGGGUGAAGUACUGGAAUAUAAUCAUCCAAUAAAAGACCUAGGAACGUCCAUCAUGUUGACUAUAGUCCUUGGUGGUAUUAACAAUUUAAUGAAAAUAUAUGAAUAUGAUGAAACAGCCCAAAAAAUAAUCGCGGAUUAUCUUAAUCAAUUUAUUCCAGUUCUUUAUGAAAAACCUUCUUCAUUUAGAGAUCACUGGUAUAAAGCUUUACCUAAUGACGAUCAAGCAGAUGUUGAUGGUUUAUUGAAAACUACAUUCACAGAAAUUUGGGUUCCAUUGGAUAAAAUUGACGUUACGAUGCAGAAAUUAGAGAAAUUAUUUGAUAAACAUCCCUCAUAUGCUGGCAAUUUUGCGAUAGAACUCUAUGGUGCUAAAAAAUCUCCUUAUUGGAUGAGCCCAUCUUUUGGUCGUGACGUUUUUAGAGUAGAUCCAUAUUGGUGGACAUAUAACGUUGGUGAUCCUCGCGAAUAUUUUGAAAAUUAUUGGAAUUUAUUAUUACCGAUAGAUGGUGCUAGGUUGCAUUGGGGAAAACAUAUGCCAGAACCUGGUAAAAAGUAUGGAAAAUAUACAUUCGGUAUUGACUUCUUACACAGCCGCUACCCAAAGCUAACUAAAUGGUUAGAAAUCAGAAAUGAAAUGGAUCCAGAUCAAAUAUUUGUAACCGACUAUUGGCGGAAAUUAUUUAAUAUUAAACCCUUAAACGAGUAGUAAAUUUACACAAGAUCUUAUAUUAAGCAGAGUUUUAUGAGUGUUUUAUGUAGAACAGAUAAAUGAGAAAAACGAGAAGUAAAAUUUGUAAAUUAUCAAAAUAAAUUCAUAUUUUAUACCUGUAAUAAUAGCGUUAAAGAAAAUUUUUAUAUAAUUCUGGCAACCCAUCAAUAUUCUCUCUCAGUCCUAUUUUGUGCCUCAGAAAAAAUAAUAAUACAUUAAUGAAAAAAUAGCCUGACCGGAAUCGCCACCUUUUAAAAGAAAAAAUCAUGUGACUGCGUGAAACAAAUUCACGCACUUUGCUAAAGAAAAACAAUAAUUUGAUUAGCCGGUCAUAUCGUGAUUUAAAAGAUCCAACUCAUCACCAUGUUAGUGCUAGAAAAACUAGGUGAUCCUUGUGAAACGAUAUACGUUAUGCGAUUUUGUAGAUUGAUAAAUUUAAUUUCUAAUUUACCGA